Molecule: messenger RNA, 888 nt
Organism: Eurypyga helias (sunbittern)
Lineage: Eukaryota; Metazoa; Chordata; Aves; Eurypygiformes; Eurypygidae
Product: rho-related GTP-binding protein RhoB
Exons: 1
Coding region: 58-405 (115 amino acids)
Biological process (GO): small GTPase-mediated signal transduction
Molecular function (GO): GTPase activity; GTP binding
Source: RefSeq, a predicted model, not a curated record
CAGGAGGACUACGACCGCCUGCGCCCCCUCUCCUACCCGGACACCGACGUGAUCCUCAUGUGCUUCUCUGUGGACAGCCCGGACUCGCUGGAGAACAUCCCGGAGAAGUGGGUGCCCGAAGUCAAGCACUUCUGCCCCAACGUCCCCAUCAUCCUGGUGGCCAACAAGAAAGACCUGCGCAACGACGAGCACGUGCGCAACGAGCUGGCCCGCAUGAAGCAGGAGCCGGUGCGCACCGAGGAUGGCCGCGCCAUGGCCAUUCGCAUCCAGGCCUACGACUACCUGGAGUGCUCGGCCAAGACCAAGGAGGGCGUCCGGGAGGUCUUUGAGACUGCCACCCGGGCUGCCUUGCAGAAGCGCUACGGCACCCAGAACGGCUGCAUCAACUGCUGCAAAGUGCUAUAGGGCGCGGCUGGAGCGCGGCGCUGGGCACGGCGCCCGGGUCACCCGUCGGCAGGCAGAGAGGAGCUGGGUUGCGCACGCACGCGACGUCUGUCUGUCCCCUCUGCUGGGGGCUGGCGAUGAGUCGAGGUGGGGGCUAAGGCCUUGGCUGAAGAGGGUUGUGCUGGCUCAGCCGUGGGGACAGAGGGAGGGGGGGAAUUGCAUGCCCUGAGUAUUGGGAAUAACGUGGGGGAGAAGCCUUCUCCUGCCAUCGGCCCCUGUGAGUUAAUGGCAGACUCGACAACAAAAAGCUGCUGCGACUGGACUGAGCGAACGCUGCACCCGGCUCUUCCCCUUUGCCUACCACCUGCUGCUCCCAGCUCCUGGGCAGCCUCCUCUCUUUUGCAAGAGGAGAGUGAUGGAGCUGCGACGCUCGAAGGGACUUCUGCCUCCUGCCCGCAUAUGCCUCCCCCGGGAUGGCUGGGGAAGGGGACUGCAUCUCCCGGG